AUGUCUAGUGCUGAAGUCGCCGAUAAUUCCGUUGACCCCCCGGCGAAAAAGCGGAAGCUAAAUACAGCAGAAUCCCGUUCCAAUUCCUCAGCAAUGGCGAACAAUGGAACGCGUGUGGAAGAUGAAAUCGACGAGAGUUUGUAUUCUAGGCAACUUUACGUGCUGGGCCACGAUGCUAUGCGCCGAAUGGCAAGCUCCGACGUCCUGAUAUCGGGUCUCGGUGGAGUGGGUGUGGAAAUCGCGAAAAAUGUGAUUCUCGGCGGUGUAAAAUCGGUUACUUUGCACGAUGAAAAAAACUGUACAGUAGCAGAUUUAUCUUCUCAGUUUUACUUAACGGAGAGUACUAUUGGUCAAAAUCGUGCUUCGGCAUCGUGUGAGCAGUUAUCUGAAUUGAAUCGCUAUGUCCCGACUACGGCGUACAUAGGUCCCCUGACUGAAGAGUUUUUAUGCAAAUUCCGUGUUGUUGUCCUGAGUGGAGCUUCGUGGGCUGAGCAAGAGCGUAUUGCGGCGAUCACUCACGCUAAUAAUGUCGCUCUCAUUAUCGCAGACACUAGAGGUCUGUUCUCCCGAGUAUUCUGUGACUUUGGACCAGAGUUCACCGUUGUGGAUGUGACAGGAGAGAACCCGGUAUCUGCUAUGGUGGCAGACAUCACACAUGAUUAUGAAGCAGUGGUCACCUGUCUCGACGACACUCGUCAUGGCCUUGAAGAUGGUGACUAUGUCACAUUUAGUGAGGUGCAAGGUAUGACAGAAUUGAAUGGCUGUGAGCCACGAAAAAUCAAAGUGCUUGGACCAUACACCUUCAGUAUUGGGGACACAACAAAUUUCUCUAAAUACUCUCGUGGUGGCAUAGUAACACAGGUCAAGAUGCCGAAGAAGCUCCACUUUAAACCUCUGAAAGAGUCUUUCAAAGAGCCCGAGUUUGUUAUCACCGACUUUGGCAAAUUUGACUACCCUCAACAGCUGCAUGCUGCUUUUGCUGCUCUUUAUAAGUUUGAGGAGGGAGAGGGUCGUCUCCCUAAACCUUGGAGUGACACUGAUGCUGCAAAGUUUAUGGAUUAUGCUAAGGCUGUAUUGAAGGACCAAAAGGAUGGAGAAUUAGAGUUGAAUUCAGAACUGCUACAGACAUUCUCCAAGGUAUCUGCAGGAGAUCUGAAUCCAAUGAAUGCUGCCAUUGGUGGUGUAGUAGCCCAGGAAGUGAUGAAGGCUUGUUCCGGCAAGUUCCACCCCAUUGUACAGUGGCUAUACUUGGAUGCUAUUGAGUGCCUACCGAAGGACCGCUCUGUUCUCACUGAGGAGAACUGCAAGCCUAUUGGUUCGAGAUAUGAUGGGCAGGUGGCUGUUUUUGGUAGGGAUUUCCAGAAAAAGCUGGGUGAACUGAAAUAUUUCAUUGUUGGCGCUGGUGCUAUUGGCUGCGAGCUGCUAAAGAACUUCGCUAUGAUUGGCGUGGGCGCUAGCGGGGGCCGCGUCACCGUCACCGACAUGGAUCUCAUCGAGAAGUCCAAUCUCAACCGGCAGUUCCUGUUCCGCCCCUAUGACGUGCAGAAACCCAAGUCUAGUACUGCUGCUAAGGUGAUCAAACGCAUGAACCCUGAAAUGAACGUAGUCGCCCAAGAGAACCGAGUGUGCCCUGAAACCGAGUCCGUAUACGAUGACCAAUUCUUCGAACAACUGGACGGAGUAGCCAAUGCCCUGGACAAUGUGGACGCUCGUAUAUACAUGGACAGAAGAUGCGUUUACUACAGGAAGCCUUUACUGGAGAGCGGUACUUUGGGCACCAAGGGAAACACACAGGUGGUAGUGCCCUUCCUCACGGAAUCCUACAGUUCCUCUCAAGAUCCCCCGGAGAAGAGCAUCCCGAUCUGCACCCUGAAGAACUUCCCCAAUGCCAUCGAGCACACGCUGCAGUGGGCCCGGGACGAGUUCGAGGGCCUGUUCCGGCAGGCUGCGGAACAUGCCUCUCAGUACCUCAGGGACCCGGCCUUCCUGGAUCGGGCCCUGAGGCUGCCCGGCUCGCAGCCCCUGGAAGCCUUGGAGAGUGUGCGGCACGCUAUCAACGAACGCCCCCUAAACUUCUCAGACUGUGUACGAUGGGCCCGUCUCCACUGGGAGGCUCAAUACUGCAACCAGAUAAAACAGCUGCUAUACAACUUCCCUCCGGAUCAGCACACCACAAGUGGAGCCCCAUUCUGGUCCGGGCCCAAACGGUGUCCUACACCGCUUAAAUUCGACCCGAACGAUCAACUUCAUCUGGAUUAUGUAGUGGCAGCUGCUAAUUUGAGAGCUACGGUGUAUGGAGUGCCUAAUUGUGUGGACAGGGAGGCGAUCGCGAACAUGGCUGCCGAAGUAGAGGUGCCAGAGUUCAGUCCCAAGUCUGGCAUCAAGAUCGCCGUGAACGAUGCCCAGUUACAGCAGGGCGCCGAAGAAAUGGACCAGGACCGCGUGCAAGCAUUGCUAGGCGAACUGCCGCCCCCGGCCAAACUUCAGGGCCUCUCUGUCACUCCCCUCGAGUUCGAGAAGGACGACGACACCAACUUCCACAUGGACUUCAUAGUGGCAGCUUCCAACUUACGCGCCACAAACUACAGCAUCGCACCCGCAGACCGUCACAGAUCCAAACUGAUCGCGGGAAAAAUUAUCCCAGCCAUUGCGACCACCACAUCUGUAGUCGCUGGCCUUGUAUGCCUCGAACUUUACAAGCUAGCCCAAGGCUUCAACACUCUAGAUGUGUUCAAGAACGGAUUCGUAAACCUCGCUUUGCCUUUCUUCGGCUUCUCUGAGCCAAUCGCAGCCCCGAUCAACACCUACUACGACAAGAAAUGGACUCUUUGGGACCGCUUCGAAGUGGAAGGGGAGAUAACACUCGAGCAGUUCCUGGAUUACUUCAAAAAUGAGCAUAAGCUGGAGAUCACGAUGUUGUCGCAGGGUGUGUGCAUGCUGUACUCGUUCUUCAUGCCGAAGCCGAAGAGGCAGGAACGAUUGGGUUUGCCGAUGUCAGAGGUGGUGAUGAGAGUGUCGAAGAAAAAGCUCGAGCCACAUGUCCGUGCACUUGUUUUUGAGUUAUGCUGCAAUGAUGAUGAUGGGAACGACGUGGAAGUGCCCUACGUGAAGUACACGCUGCCUUAG
Messenger RNA from Chilo suppressalis (striped riceborer), 3126 nucleotides. The record is from the annotation of a GenBank genome assembly. Lineage: Eukaryota; Metazoa; Arthropoda; Insecta; Lepidoptera; Crambidae.